GGUACAACCUGAAGCAGUUCUGAGGGAUUUUUCUGACACAUAGCAAGGGACGUUAGACGCAGAAAAUCAGUAAGCAGAAGAGGGUGACAAUGUGUUUAGAGUGUAAGAAAGCUCGGUCUCGUGUGGCAGCUCAGAGCAGACGGGAGAAAGAAAGCCAGCUGUUUCGAGAGUUAGCGGCCCUGCUGCCGCUGACCCCGUAUGAGGCAGAUCAUCUGGAUAAAGCCUCUGUCAUUAGAGUCACAAUCUCCUACCUGCACCUCAGAGCUCUACUGGAUAUUCCUGACUCCACAACAGCACAAGCUAUGAUGCAUCCUGCCUCAACAAGUCAGGGGGAGCUGCAAGAAUCAAUCGAGACGUGGUUUCGAGAAACACUUGAAGGAUUCCUGCUCUUAUUGUCCUUGUGUGGCAAGAUUAUCUUCAUCACAAAGGAUGUCGUCUCUCAUAUAGGAAUCAAACAGAUGGAUCUGAUUGGCCGGAGUUUGUUUGAUUUCAUUCAUCCCUCUGAUCACAAGGAAAUCAAAGAGAUUCUUACAAGAAUAAUAGGGAGUGAAGGCCAGCAGAAGUGUGAGGUUUUCUUCCGAAUCAAAGGUGCAGUCAAAAACAUGCUGACUCCCUGGCAGGUGAUUCACUGCACUGGAAAGAAAAAGUCAUCAUCUAUUCCAGGAUCCAGCUAUCUGCUCCUCCUGUGCAGAUCAUUACCUGUGCAAGACGUCCUUGAGAUGGAGGCUCAUCUGAAUUUCAAAACAUUCUUGAGCAUCCAUGAGCCAGAUAUGAAGUUCACCUACUGCCACUCUGGGGUCUUGGAACUGACUGGCUUUAGUGCCAUUGAGCUGUAUGGUCAGUCUGUGUACCAGUACUAUCAUCCAUCGGAUUGCCAGCAUAUCUUCAAGGCACACCUCUGUUUGUUCUCAAAGGGCCAGGUGUAUACUGGGAAGUAUCGGCUCCUACAGAAGCACGGCGGCUAUGUUUGGGCAGAGACAGAUGCCACGGUUGUGUAUAGCGUUCGCACAGGGAAACCAGAGAGAAUCGUGUGCAUCAACUAUAUUCUAAGUGGAGUGGAGCUUCCAGAUGUGGUGCUUUCACUAGAACAGACAGAGUGCCUGCUGAAUGCCUUCCAUGCACCAUACCGGUAUACUACAAUAACACCUAAUGAGACCAAUCAGGCAACAUCUACAACUACUGACAAGGACGCCAGCUUUGUGGCCUCUCCCUAUGACCGAGACCAACCAACCAACAGUUGUACGGAGAUUUUGCAUGGGGCUGCUUUGUGGGGCUCACUUUCCAAUAAGGACAUGUGUGACCUGGAUUUGGAUAGUCUAGCCCCGUACAUUCCCACACACGAGGAAGACUUCCAUUUAACUCCUACAUUAGAUGGAGCGGCAAGUGAUUCAGUACUAAACAGACAACCACCCUCUCUCAGUGAGACAUGGUUAACUCGGGACCAAAAGCUGCCCGCAGAUUCGGAAGCAGUCCGUUUCCACCGGCUAAACAUGAACAAGAACCCUAUAUUCAUUUCAUCAAGCCAGAGGCAUGAGAGAGCACACACAAUGCAUAAAAACCAACAGGAGCAAUUUAAGAGACAAAUCUCCAUUCCUGAAAAAAACACCAAUCACUGGAGAGACGUCUCUGAACAUCUGACUAAAUCUAUCUCGGAAAUCUUUGAUGGAAGAACAGUCUGGAAUUACAGCCAGAGUUACAUAGAGCCAGUGCAUUUGGCCUACAAAUAUGCCGAGCUUUCAUGGUGUCCUCCGGGAUCUUCAUCGCAACAUAGCGACCAAAACACAGAAGAAAAAAUGCCCUCAGGGUUAGUUAACUUGCCUGUACUAAGCAGGUGGGAAUGUGAAGUGAACGCGCCUCUGGGACCCACUUCACACUUGCUUCAAGGGACUGAACUCACCAACGUCCUGGAUCAGGUUGCUUCAGGGGCAUGGUACUAAUGACGGCAACGCAGGAGCCUGCAGGAAAGUCUAAAUGUGCUUACAUUUUCACAUUAAGGCUGAUUCCACAAUGGAAGUGCCAGUU
Molecule: messenger RNA, 2022 nt
Organism: Neoarius graeffei (lesser salmon catfish)
Lineage: Eukaryota; Metazoa; Chordata; Actinopteri; Siluriformes; Ariidae
Gene: hif1al2
Product: hypoxia inducible factor 1 subunit alpha, like 2
Exons: 14
Coding region: 90-1937 (615 amino acids)
Biological process (GO): regulation of transcription by RNA polymerase II; cellular response to hypoxia
Molecular function (GO): DNA-binding transcription factor activity, RNA polymerase II-specific; RNA polymerase II transcription regulatory region sequence-specific DNA binding; protein dimerization activity
Source: RefSeq, a predicted model, not a curated record